ACUGAGAACUUUGGAAAUGUGUAAUUGUGAGAUGUGGAGGAACCUCCGCGUAGAGCUCCGUCACUCUCUCUCCUCUGUCUGCUUCUUUACACUCCACUCUCAGCUCGCUCCCUUCAGUCGCGGUUAACGGGCGUGCGGUUGCCAAGAGAGACGCGCGUGAAGAGCAGCGUGCAGCUUUUACGGUAAAGCGGCACGGGAUCGUCCCCGCCAUUUCCUCGAGCCGAGCCCUGGAAUGUCGAACAGUGGCUCGGGCUCUUCCUCGCGGAAGGAGUUCGAUGUGAAACAGAUCCUCCGGAUCCGAUGGAGGUGGUUCGGUCACCCCGCGGUUCCUCCGCCUCCUUCCCCGCCACUCGGAGACUACUUCAGCGCGAGGAGAACCGGAGGCAGCGCAGCGGACGGUCCCUCUAUUAGCGGCUGCAGCAACUUAAAAUCAUCCGGCGUUAACCCGAGCGUGGGCUGUCACAGCGGGCUGGUGGCCAGUGGGAGCGCCGGGUCUAACCUUUGUAACGGCAGCGGUAGAAAGUUUGCUGAUCCAGCGGGGAGUCGGGGAGGUCCGGCUGGAGCUUCUGGAGCCACGGGGAACUCCUGUACCCGCUCCCUCAGCCAGCCAGAGUGCAGAAGCUCCGCCGCGGCGCUCUCCUGGAUUUCUCCACCGCCUCGUCGCCGCGCUCGUCCGGUGACAAACAUGGAGCCCCCCGGCGAGGCCCCGGUGCCCCAGCUGGUAGUUGAGGCUUCGGCUCCCGCUGGGGCUGAGAAUGAGGUGGAGCCGGCGGCGGGAGCGGCGGGGACCGAGGAGAACAACCACCCGGAAACUGACUCCAGCUCCUGCAGGACAUCUAACAGCAGUGCAACCCUCUCCUCGUGCGUGUCCAUGGAGCCGUGCACCUGUCCAGAGGAGUCCAUGUUUACCGCUUUAUCUCAUGCUGAUGUCACCUUCCGCAAAAUGGAGGGCUACCUGAGGACGAGGCAGCUGUGUGACGUCAUUCUGGUGGCUGGAGACCGACGGAUACCUGCACACAGACUGGUUCUCUCAUCUGUGUCUGACUACUUUGCGGCCAUGUUCACCAGCGAUGUGCGGGAGGCCAAGCAGGACGAAGUGAAGAUGGAAGGGGUGGACCCUGAGGCGUUGUGGGUCCUGGUUCAAUACGCAUACACAGGCCGUCUCGAGCUGAAGGAGGACACCAUCGAGUCUUUGCUGUCGGCCUCCUGCCUGCUGCAGUUAUCGUCGGUGGUCCAAGCUUGCUGCUCCUUCCUCGUCAAGCAGCUCCACCCCUCUAAUUGUCUCGGCAUCCGUUCCUAUGCCGACGCCCAGGGCUGCCAUGACCUGCAGAGAGCCGCUCACGCCUACACCAUGGAGCACUUUCUGGAGGUCGUGGGAGCCCAGGAGUUUCUCGUCCUUCCAGUGGAAGAGAUGGAAAGGCUGCUGACCUCUGAUGACAUCAACGUGCCAGACGAGGAAACCGUGGUGACCUCUUUGCUGAGUUGGGUCAGUCACGAUCCCGCCACUCGGCAGCGCCACCUACCGUCGCUUCUGGCUCACGUCAGACUGCCGCUGCUGCAGCCACAGUUCUUGGCUGACCUGGAGUCCAACCCUCUCCUCCGUGACAGCGUGGAGUGUCAGCGUCUCCUGAUGGAGGGGAUGAAGUAUCACCUGCUGCCGCAGCGCCGGCCCCUGCUGCAGAGUCCUCGCACGCGGCCCCGGAAGGCCACGGUGGGGGCCAUGUUUGCUGUGGGUGGGAUGGACGCCUCCAAAGGUGCCACAAGUAUCGAACAGUACUGUCUGCGUCGGGACACGUGGAGACAGGUCGCCACCAUGAGCGGACGGAGGCUGCAGUUCGGCGUCGCUGUCCUCGACGGCCGUCUCUACGUGGUGGGAGGCCGAGACGGACUCAAGACCCUCAACACCGUGGAGUGCUACAAUCCACAUAGCAAAACCUGGAGCGUCAUGCCUCCCAUGUCCACACACAGACACGGCCUUGGUGUGGCUGUUCUAGAGGGACCUAUGUACGCAGUGGGAGGCCAUGACGGCUGGAGCUACCUCAGCACAGUGGAAAGGUGGGACCCUCAAGCUCGCCAGUGGAGUUUUGUUGCUAGCAUGGCUACACCCAGAAGCACAGUGGGAGUGGCUGUUCUCAAUGGAAAGCUGUACGCUGUUGGAGGUCGUGACGGCUCAUCCUGCCUGCGAUCAGUGGAGUGCUUCGACCCUCACACAAACAGGUGGACUAGCUGUGCUCCAAUGGCUAAAAGGCGUGGAGGUGUGGGAGUGGCCACGUGGCACGGUUUCCUGUACGCCAUCGGAGGUCACGACGCUCCGGCCUCGUCCCUGGCGUCUCGAUUAAGUGACUGUGUGGAGAGAUACGACCCUCAGACUGACGUUUGGACCACGGUGGCCCCCAUGAGCAUCAGCAGGGAUGCUGUUGGUGUUUGUCUCCUCGGCGACCGUCUCUAUGCUGUGGGGGGUUACGACGGCCAGGUGUACCUCAAUACUGUCGAAGCCUAUGACCCUCAGACGAAUGAGUGGACCCAGGUCGCCUCUCUGUGCCUGGGCAGGGCAGGUGCCUGUGUGGUGGCCGUCCGACUGUGACAACA
Poecilia latipinna (sailfin molly) is the source of this 2589-nucleotide messenger RNA. RefSeq names its product kelch-like family member 5 (gene klhl5). Bases 233 to 2584 code for a protein of 783 amino acids. Lineage: Eukaryota; Metazoa; Chordata; Actinopteri; Cyprinodontiformes; Poeciliidae. The transcript is spliced from 13 exons. The record is from RefSeq and is a predicted model, not a curated record. Gene Ontology annotation, molecular function: protein binding.